Messenger RNA from Linum tenue, 522 nucleotides. The record is from the annotation of a GenBank genome assembly. NCBI's taxonomy places the organism in Eukaryota, Viridiplantae, Streptophyta, Magnoliopsida, Malpighiales, Linaceae.
AUGGCUGGUGGCUCAGGAAACUUUGUGCAAGUCGUGGCUAAGAAUUUGGACAUUCUCGCUUUACCUCUGGUCACCCUCCUUUAUCCACUGUAUGCUUCGAUUAGGGCCAUAGAGACCAAAUCUCGCAGCGAUGACCAACAAUGGCUCACAUACUGGGUCCUUUAUUCUAUGAUCACACUCUUCGAGCUCACCUUUGCCAAGAUCCUCGAAAGCAUUCCCGUGUGGGCAUAUGCAAAGUUAAUAGUGAGCUGUUGGUUGGUGUUACCGCACUUCAACGGAGCAGCGCACGUCUACAAGAACUUCAUCCGCCCAUUUUACAUGAAUCCUCAGCUGGCGGCUCUUGUCAACAACACGAUUUGGUAUGUCCCAAGAAAGAAGAACAUAUUUAGUCAGCCAGAUGAUGUCUUAACUGCUGCCGAGAGAUACAUUGAAGAGCAUGGGACUGAGGCAUUUGAGAGGAUGAUCGUCAACAAGGUCUCUUUCUUCUUUGGUUUGCCUUUUAUUAACACAGCUGCUUCCUAG